This is a messenger RNA of Mus pahari (shrew mouse), 4628 nucleotides long. RefSeq names its product potassium voltage-gated channel modifier subfamily F member 1 (gene Kcnf1). Gene Ontology annotation, molecular function: voltage-gated potassium channel activity. Gene Ontology annotation, cellular component: membrane; voltage-gated potassium channel complex. The coding region runs from base 479 to 1996 and encodes 505 amino acids. Lineage: Eukaryota; Metazoa; Chordata; Mammalia; Rodentia; Muridae. The transcript has a single exon. Gene Ontology annotation, biological process: protein homooligomerization; potassium ion transmembrane transport. The record is from RefSeq and is a predicted model, not a curated record.
GCAGCUGUGCAGGUCUGCCCAAGGGUUAACUCAUUCCUGGGCAGCUGCAGCGCGUGCGGUGCGAAAUCUCACCAGAAGAGGGUACAGUAGCAAAGCGUUUGACGUCAGGCUGGAAUUCCUAUUGUGUUUCGGACCCGCUCCGGCAAAGCCAGUUCAAGUUAGCUCUCUAUACAGCCCGGAUCGCGUAGCUCUGGGGCUGACCCGCCUCUGCCGCUCACCCGGGAAAACAGGACGCUGCCUGCGAGAAGAACCUCGUCCUGUCCCAGACCGAGCUGAAGGAGCCCGUGGGUGAGUGUCCCCACCACCGACCGCAGAGUCCCCCGCCAGCGCUCCUGGAUGCCCGCGUGCAGCCCCGCCACUGGGUGCAUGGCUCCCUUGCGGCGCGUCUCAGCCUGCCGCCGCCUGGUGUGAGUGCCUUUCCCGGCAGGUGGUUGUUGUCCCCUAGGGCCUCUCAUUGGCAGCGGCUGUGGCAGGGCUCAUGGAACCGGGGCUUGCAAGCGAACCUGCGGGGAGCAUGGACGCAUCUGCCGAGCAAAGCCUCCCGGAGCCAGGCAGCCAGGACUCUGUGGCAGGCGAAGACAUUGAGAUCGUGGUAAAUGUGGGGGGCGUGAGGCAGGUGCUCUACGGGGACCUGCUCAGCCAGUACCCCGAGACCCGGUUGGCAGAGCUCAUCAACUGUUUGGCGGGGGGCUACGACACCAUCUUCUCUCUGUGCGACGAUUACGAUCCGGGCAAGCGCGAAUUCUACUUUGACAGGGACCCAGACGCGUUCAAGUGUGUCAUUGAGGUAUACUAUUUCGGGGAAGUUCACAUGAAGAAGGGCAUUUGCCCCAUCUGCUUCAAGAAUGAGAUGGACUUCUGGAAGGUGGACCUCAAAUUCCUGGAUGACUGUUGCAAGAGCCAUCUGAGUGAGAAGCGCGAGGAGCUGGAGGAGAUCGCGCGCAGGGUGCAGCUCAUCUUGGACGACCUGGGUGUAGAUGCUGCUGAGGGCCGCUGGCGCCGCUGCCAGAAGUGUGUCUGGAAGUUCCUAGAGAAGCCGGAGUCUUCGUGCCCUGCGCGGGUGGUGGCUGUUCUAUCCUUCCUGCUCAUCCUUGUCUCCUCCGUGGUCAUGUGCAUGGGCACCAUACCCGAGCUGCAAGUGGUGGACUCGGAAGGCAACCGCGUGGAGCACCCGACGCUGGAGAACGUGGAGACGGCUUGCAUCGGCUGGUUCACUCUGGAGUACCUGCUGCGCCUCUUCUCAUCGCCCAACAAGCUUCACUUUGCCCUGUCCUUCAUGAACAUCGUGGAUGUACUGGCCAUUCUCCCCUUCUAUGUGAGCCUCACACUCACGCACUUGGGCGCAAGAAUGAUGGAGCUGACCAACGUGCAGCAGGCAGUGCAGGCCCUGAGGAUCAUGCGCAUUGCACGAAUCUUCAAGCUGGCCCGCCACUCCUCCGGCCUGCAGACCCUCACCUAUGCCCUCAAGCGCAGUUUCAAGGAACUGGGGCUAUUGCUUAUGUACCUGGCCGUGGGCAUCUUCGUCUUUUCUGCACUGGGCUACACCAUGGAGCAGAGCCACCCUGAAACUCUGUUCAAGAGCAUCCCCCAGUCCUUCUGGUGGGCUAUCAUCACCAUGACCACAGUGGGCUAUGGUGACAUCUACCCCAAGACCACUCUGGGUAAGCUCAACGCAGCCAUCAGCUUCUUGUGUGGGGUAAUUGCCAUUGCCCUGCCCAUUCACCCCAUCAUUAACAACUUUGUCAGGUACUACAACAAACAACGUGUCCUGGAGACAGCAGCCAAGCAUGAGCUGGAGCUGAUGGAGCUCAACUCCAGCAGUGCAGAAGGCAAGCCGGGGGGUUCUCGCAGCGACCUGGACACCCUGCCCCCAGAGCCUGCUGCCAGGGAGGGGCCAAGCUGGGGUAGCCGGCUGAAGCUCUCACACAGCGAUACCUUCAUUCCCCUGCUGACAGAGGAGAAGCAUCAUAGGACCCGCCUACAGAGCUGCAAGUGAGAGCUGGGCUCCCUGGCAGGGAUGGACUGGGCUGUGGAUGGACAAACCAUUGGGUAGACAUGUCAGUAGGCACGUCUGUGGUUUCAGAGGAGCUGCUUGUGUCUUCCAGCCCUCCCCUGAGCAGACCUUUGCCAAGACUGGGUAAGACUCCUUGGGUGCCAGCUGUCCAGGUACAGGGGGCCUAGGGAGUACAGGAGCCACAGGGCCACUUGGGGCUAUCAGAUGGCCUGGCAUGCUUUUGUGUCCCCCUCAAUAAAACCUCCUGUUCAGCAUACCCUCCGUGCUGUGGGUUGUCUCAGGCUGGUUACCCCAAGAGUGACUACUGCACACCCUAGUGCCAGGCCAGGAAGGAGGUGUGCAGCUCCAGAGGGAGUGGGGGGUAGCUAUUUUUAGUUGAGAGCUAAUUAAAGAAGGGCUGCAAGGCAGGGUUCAGCUCCAAGGCGCCUUGCCACAUUCCAGGAGACAACUCUCCCGCUUCCUUCUGUGGGAAAGCUGUCUCCCUGAGGCUUGGGGAGGAAGGACAGAGCCCAUUGGUGGGGCAGCUAACUCACAGUUGUCACCUGUGGAGUAGCCCUUUCCACAACCCCUUUUUUCCUUUCCAGCUACUCUGGUAGACUGGCAUCUCCAUUUUACAGGUAAAAAAACUGAGGCUCAGGGUCACAACAGAGGAGAAAUUCAACCCUAGUUUUGAUUAUCCCUAUGUGGUCUCUCCAACAACAGGCUGUAUUGGGGCAGAGGCCUUUUGGGAGUCUUAUAAGGAAGGAUCCCAAUUCCUCAGAUAUUUGUGUAUCAGGGGGACCUCAGAGUAUCACAGUUCUUAGUUCAGCUCCUGGCAUUAGGAUGGCUCGGUCAUUUAUUGAAGGGGAAGCAGUCAUAGCUGUUUCUAUCAUUCUAGGCUGGGAAGGGGUGAGUUGCACACCUGCCCACUGUGGUCUCUGCUGGUCUGGGCUGGCUGGGCAUGAGGGCAGUUAAAGGACGGGCAUGACACUAUAGUGCUGCACUUGGCCAAAGGCUAAGCUGGGCCCGUGGGCCUAACCCUUUGUGGUUUCUACCUUCUAGGAGCUGUAGAGCCUUGCUCUUCACCCCAGCACCCUACCCCAGCUGUGGGAGCAUCAAGAAAGGAACGCUGUGGUGGAGUAGGAGACAGGGUAAAAAGGGAGGGAUAGAGGUAUCUUCCAUCUGCCUCCACUCUGGGUGGCUCUUUUCUCUUCCCUGAGCACAGAUUUUCCCAGGAGUAUGAGGAGGGCUUAUUUUUCAGGGCACCUUCUAAGUCUGCCUUUCCAGAAUUUCCAAGGUUUGUGCUUCUGAUCCUUGUGGCAGUGUCUCUAGGAGGUAGGAGGUUGUCAUUUGGAGGGGGAAGUCUUAAGAGUCGAGAGUCGAGGUUCUCUCUUCAGGGUGCAGGCUUACUUCGUGGCUUCAUUGUUAAGAUACUCAGACCUGGGGUAGAUGGCCCAUGUAGCAGCAACAUCAGUGGCCAUCCUAGGGGACAGCCCCAUGUCUGCCCAGCCCUCUCACUUAGGAUUCUGAAGGUCUUUAGCACUUCUAGCUGGCUAAGGCACUGGUUCCUCCAAACUGGUGUAUGCCUCCUCUUCACAUUUCUCCAGGCUGACACCAGGUCCUGGGAAUAUCAAAGGCAGAGGAAGAAGUUGGGGUCUGAGAAAGUAGAGACUCUAGAUAAGGGAGGACAGGGACUACCAGGGUAUUGUGAGUUCUUGGGGCUCAGGAGAUUUGCUGAAAGGUUGGCUUGCCUUUGUUUGUCCCCUCUAUGAAGAAACCUUGGGAAGCUAGGAUAUGGGGUACCAUCCUCAUAGCCCCAGAAAGUGGGAAAAGCUCAAGGUUUACAGAGAGCUGAGUGACCUUGGGACAGAAGGCCAUCUUCCUGUGUUCCCUGCCUUCUGGGGCAGUGGUACUGGAGAUGAGGGUGGGGAAUUACAGGGAAGAAAACUCAGAGAUCCAAAGCAUCUUUUUGCUGCUCGUUCAGGAAUAGAAGACCAAGCCCAGAGAAGUGAGCCAUCUGUGAGAUCUCCACAGCCUAGGAUCCACUGGUCCCAGGGGGACUGAGUGACUGAUAGUGAUCCUUACACAGUGAUAUACUUUGUCACAGAGGAGUAGUCCAGAUGUUCUGAGAGCCAGGACAGUCCCUAAGAGAUUUCUGGGUUUCAAGUACUUGAAAAUUUGUACCUUAGAACCAACAGGGGUUGGGUGUGGAGUUUUGAAAGCUUGGUGUCCAGGCUACACUCCAUUGCUGUGAAAUUAGAAUGUCUGAGAUGACCCUUCAGUGUCAGUAUUUUUAUAACUUAAAGUACACACGAGUCAUGGUGAUUGGGUUAAAUCCAGGGUUUGCAUCUGUAGAGCUGAAAAAAGGUGUUCUUUCUCAACAAGCUUCCAGGUGCAGCUGGAGCCUGGGGCUGCUAGUCCACAGAAUGGCUUUGAACUAUCAGAAUAAACCUGUAAACUGUAGCCAGACCUGGUGGACCAUCUGUUUUUGCACAACCCAUGACUUUAGAAUAGGUUUUAUAUUUUUAAAUGGUUGAAGAAAAAAAAAAACUCAAAGGAAUAACAUUUUGUGAAUCGUGAAUAAUACUUUACAUUCAAAAUUUGUUGUCCAUAAAUAAAGUGUUAUUGGAACUAA